Juglans microcarpa x Juglans regia is the source of this 1625-nucleotide messenger RNA. RefSeq names its product zinc-finger homeodomain protein 1-like. Bases 490 to 1218 code for a protein of 242 amino acids. Gene Ontology annotation, biological process: regulation of DNA-templated transcription; regulation of developmental process. The transcript has a single exon. Gene Ontology annotation, molecular function: transcription cis-regulatory region binding; DNA-binding transcription factor activity. The record is from RefSeq and is a predicted model, not a curated record. NCBI's taxonomy places the organism in Eukaryota, Viridiplantae, Streptophyta, Magnoliopsida, Fagales, Juglandaceae. Gene Ontology annotation, cellular component: nucleus.
UCUCUCUGCGCAGAGUACUGUAUCUCCCGCGACACUCCCACCACUUCUGAAUUAUCAGAAUUCCCAGCAUCAGCACCAUCUCUUCCCCUUCCCCAAACUGAAUUUCACCAUCUUUCCUUCGCCUUUUUUCUCUUUUUACGUCACAGUAACGAAGGUAAAAAGGAAAAAAAAAUAAAAUCACUUGUUUACCGAGUUGAUUUAAAGGCGGAUAAGGAAAGAGCCUCCCAAUUAGUGAUCGAUUUCAGAAACGGGGAAAGUAUACGAAGGGCUUUCGAAGCAAGACAGCUCUUUUUUGCAGAGAGAGAGAGAGAGAGAGAGAGAGGCAGAUUCAUGGCCACAUUCUCUCACUCCUCUUAUCUUCUCUCUUCCGCUUAAUCUUUCUUUUUGGAGUUUCAGUUAUACUCGAUCGGAAGUAAAAACCCAGCCAAAAUACGUACAGUUGUCGUCUCUGGUGGCCGUAGCAGUGUGGGAUAAGUUUUUUUUACUGAGAUGGAGUUCGAGGAACAGGAGGAGCACGAGGAGGAGAUGGAGCUGGACGGCACUAGCUACGACUCGCUCGGGAACUCGGGUCGAUUUAAAAUACAGAGCUCGGGAGGUGGAGGAGGAGGACCUGACUUAGCCGUGGCUCAGCAGCAGCAGACAAAGAGGCCGAGGUACCGAGAGUGUCUGAAGAACCAUGCGGUCGGUAUCGGAGGGCACGCGCUCGAUGGCUGUGGCGAGUUCAUGCCCGCCGGAGCCGAGGGCACCCUCGACGCGCUCAAAUGCGCUGCCUGCAACUGCCACCGCAACUUCCACCGCAAGGAGACCGAUUUGCACGUCGGUGUCGGCUCUGCAGACCCGUACCAGCAGGUCCCAAACCAUCCGCAAUUCUCUCCGUAUUAUCGGACCCCGGCCGGGUACCUACACGUGGCGCCGCAGCUGCACAGGCCACUGGCGUUGCCGUCGACCUCAGGAGGUCACAGCAGGGAUGACCAGGAGGAGGACGUGUCGAAUCCGAGUGGUGGUCUUGGUGGGUCGGUGUCGAAGAAGAGGUUUAGGACCAAGUUCACGCAGGAGCAGAAGGACAGAAUGUUGGAGCUGGCGGAGAGGCUGGGGUGGAGGAUUCAGAAGCACGACGAGGCCGUGGUGCAGCAGUUCUGUAACGAGACUGGCGUCAAGCGUCACGUUCUUAAGGUGUGGAUGCACAACAACAAGCACACCCUUGGUAAGAAGCCCUAGCAAGAACAUGAAAAAAAAAAAUCUCUCUAUUGUAGUUAAGCCUAGGCAUUGAAGAAGGAUUUUUAAGGGCCUCUUUUCUAUUUUCUGUCUAUCAGUAUCUCUCUCUCUCUCUCUCUCUCUCUAGCCGUGCACAGAAAGAAAGAUUGGUGGUACGGGAUGACUUGAAGGAACUGGGAGUGGGGAAAUUGUGUUGCUGACUUUGCUGAGAAAUUCUGCGACUUUCUCGGGAUUUUAGUUGGGUUUUAGCCUUUAGGGUUUCCUUCUCGUCUUGUUUCCUCUCACCUUUUUCUAUUUAUAAGAAAGUCUGUCUGGAGGGUUUUCGAUUUAGGUGGUGCUGGUGUUUGAAUGGAAUAUGUUGUCAACUUAAUUGGAUUAGAAUAGAUCAUGCGCGCAUUGUUGUUGGACUA